AGGGCGCAGCUGCGCGCAACAGCCGGGGCCGCGGCAGGUCCGCAACUUUGCCGGCACUGGAGCGCGCUCCCGCCCAGCUGGGAGGACCGGACCCGCCAGCCGCCGCGCCCUGGCCAGCCCGGGAGCGCCGAGGUCCCUUCGGGAGCGCAGUCCGCCGGCCCCAUCGCGCUGGUCCCGCAGUCAGCGCCCGGCCCGUCCCCGACGCACCUGCUGCGCCCUUCUCCCGCUUCACCGAGCUCCCCUCCCCCCGCCUCGGACAACUACGCGCUCUCCCGGGGCCUCCCUGUCCUAGGGAGGUGCGGAGGCUGGAGGGGGAGGCGAGAGGAGGGGGGUGGGGACGUGGAAAGACAGUCCCAGCCUUCCCCGCCCGCCACCCCCACCCCAACUCGGCAGCCGUCACGUGGUGCCUGGAGUGGGAGGUGAGGAGAAGAGGCUAGACUUUUUGGAUGCUCGCUUCGCCAGUAGUUCCUUCAGUCUCAGCCGCCAACUCCGGGGACGCAGCGCCCCGCCCGAGAGAGCCGGCGAGAGGAGCAGCGACCGCAGCCCGGAGCCCCGCGCGGGCGAUGCGGGCGCCGCUGGCGGCACCUGCGGCUCCUCUCGGCGGCGACGGUCGCCUCGGCGACAGCAGCGCGGGCCACCGAAGCUCCGGCAGCCACCGCCGCUGCGGCGCGGACAGGACCCGCCGCGCUCGCCGCCUCGGAGGCACCUGCCCGCUCCCGGCCCCGCGGCUCCGGGAGGAUGUGGAUCCUCGGCAUCGCAGCCACGUUUUGCGGAUUGUUCUUGCUUCCAGGCUUUGCGCUGCAGAUCCAGUGCUACCAGUGUGAAGAGUUCCAGCUGAACAACGACUGCUCCUCCCCGGAGUUCAUCGUGAACUGCACGGUGAACGUCCAGGACAUGUGUCAGAAAGAAGUGAUGGAGCAAAGUGCGGGGAUCAUGUAUCGCAAGUCGUGUGCCUCCUCCGCAGCCUGCCUCAUCGCGUCGGCCGGGUACCAGUCCUUCUGCUCCCCCGGGAAGCUGAACUCGGUGUGCAUCAGCUGCUGUAACACCCCUCUGUGCAACGGGCCACGGCCCAAGAAGAGGAGCAGCUCGGCCUCCACCCUCCGGCCAGGGCUGCCCGCCACCAUCCUGCUCCUCAAAGUAGGCCUCUUCCUGGCGCGCUGCUGAAUGAGAGCGCGCCCGCUGCAUCGUCUCCUGGCUCCCGCUCCGGUCCAUGGCUCUCUGGGCAUGCUUUGAUUCUGGGUAGGGAGCCCGCGUUCUCUUUCCUUUAGUUCCUUUGCAAAUAACGGAAGAGCUCAGCGUAAAACAUUUUUGUAAGCUCUGAAUAAAUUCAGUCGGACUGAACUCUCAGUGUGUACUUAGAAGAAGGGAGGGGAUGGCAGUCCCCGUCUGUAACCAGAGUCAAGGCGGCAGAAUCAGCCUUAGGAGACCUGCAGGGGCAUCUGCCUCCCCGAGGCCCCUGGCUCCCCCUCCUGUCCCCGGCGCGGGAGCAGGUGGUUUUGUCACAGCUGUGCGUGUGCGGGGAAUGCUGCUGUCACCGCCCGGCUGGUUAGCGCUCCAGGCUUGCUAACCUGACAUUCACACUUCAUGCUCCUGAACACCAUUCUCGGCUGCAGAACUGGCUGGUUUCGUCUGCCACUGGGGCUCUGGCGACUCGGGACUCGAUGGCUGGGCCUCAGCCUCGGGCUUGGCCUCGGCCUGGCUCUGAAACGUGCUUAGGGAAACCUGGCGCGUGGUCCUGGCGGAGGAACCGCGCCGGGACGCGAGGCGGAGGAGCGGGCGGCGCGAACGGGCGCUGUCGGUGGGCGAGGAGGAGGCGGCCAGGCUCCGCAGGCGCCGCUCCUGGUUGGCGUGCUGCAGGGUCAGGCGGCAGCGCAGCACCUGCCAGAACACGGCGCGGAACUGCCGCGAGGACACGUUGUACAGCAGCGGGUUGAUGACCGAGCUCAGGUAGAAGAAGGUGUCGGAGAACGGGAGCAGGGUCAUGUACGCCUGGAAGUAGGACCGGGUCCAGUCGUGCUUGGGCCGGGAGGCAGCCAUGAUCCUCCGGAUCUGGUUGGGCAUCCAGCAGAUGGCCAAGGUCAAAACGAUCAGCCCUGAGCAGGCAGGUGGGGGGAGAGACAGAAACACAGCAUGAGAACAACACAGCCAUCCAGUUUUUACCCCUCCGUGCUCUGCUCACCGGCCCCGAAACGGGACCGUUUUCCAAUGUUGGGUUUGACAGCUUCCGCAAAAAAUGUCCCAUCGUUUCAGGGCUGGGGGAGUUGACUGUAUGAAAGACCAUUAAAUGCUUUAGACAGUUUAU
Messenger RNA from Myotis daubentonii (Daubenton's bat), 2302 nucleotides. It is a transcript of the gene LYPD1, whose product is annotated as LY6/PLAUR domain containing 1. Gene Ontology annotation, molecular function: acetylcholine receptor inhibitor activity. Gene Ontology annotation, biological process: acetylcholine receptor signaling pathway. Lineage: Eukaryota; Metazoa; Chordata; Mammalia; Chiroptera; Vespertilionidae. The record is from RefSeq and is a predicted model, not a curated record.